CGGCCAGCGGGCGCACACACCCGCCACUCUUUAUAUAUAAGGAGAUCUUGCGAAACCGUUAGCACAUUCGGACUACAAGCUGUCCAGGAAGUCACCUGCUUCUUUUGUCAUCUGUGAAACACUACAAGAUGCUGUCUAUUCUGUGUGUGGUGUCUUUGCUGGUGCAACUGAUAGCGGCGAGUCCUGCGGUAGACAGUCAGCCAGCAGCUCAGAUUCUUAACUACGACAUCGAAACAGCCAACAUGCCCAACUCUUACAAAUUCCACUAUGACGCCACGGAUGGUUCGUCUCGGACAGAGGAAGGUGCAAUUCUCAACCCUGGCACCAAGGAGGCAGCGCUCGAUGUCGCCGGCGCAGUGCGCUGGUACGACGCCGAUGGACAUUUGUACCAAAUGACGUACAAGGCCGGCAAACGAGGCUACAGGACAAUCAUCAAGAUGCUAUCAUAAUACAUCAAGAGCAAUGGAUGUGCUUUCAAAGUAUUAGUUCGAAAAUAAUUUCGAUAACAAAAGACUGGACAAAAUAAUUUUAUUUAUUGAAUAGAAAUUGUUUAUUUUAUUUAUUUAAAUUAACAGAAAAUAUUUCUGAUGGUGUGUACAUAAUUUUUGCUUUUCUUAUAGUUGAAGUUCACAAUAUUGACGUCGCUUCUUCAAAAUUAAUAUUGUUAAAGUGAUUAAAAAAUAUCAAUACGAUGCUCAUAAAUAACUGUCCAAAAUUGAAUCUCAACUUAAUUGUAAUGAUUAAUUUUAAGAAUACAAAAAUAAAACUAGAAUAAUUUUACAA
Messenger RNA from Helicoverpa zea (corn earworm), 783 nucleotides. RefSeq names its product endocuticle structural glycoprotein ABD-5-like. Lineage: Eukaryota; Metazoa; Arthropoda; Insecta; Lepidoptera; Noctuidae. Gene Ontology annotation, molecular function: structural constituent of chitin-based larval cuticle. Gene Ontology annotation, cellular component: chitin-based extracellular matrix. The record is from RefSeq and is a predicted model, not a curated record. The coding region runs from base 129 to 449 and encodes 106 amino acids. The transcript has 3 exons.